Rhea pennata is the source of this 1417-nucleotide messenger RNA. RefSeq names its product interleukin enhancer binding factor 2 (gene ILF2). Gene Ontology annotation, molecular function: double-stranded RNA binding; DNA binding. The transcript has 15 exons. The record is from RefSeq and is a predicted model, not a curated record. Gene Ontology annotation, biological process: positive regulation of DNA-templated transcription. NCBI's taxonomy places the organism in Eukaryota, Metazoa, Chordata, Aves, Rheiformes, Rheidae. Gene Ontology annotation, cellular component: catalytic step 2 spliceosome. Bases 90 to 1262 code for a protein of 390 amino acids.
UGGCGGCCAGGUUGUUGCGGGGUGCGGGAGCGUAGCCCGGCGGGUUCUCCUCGGCGGCGGCGGGGUUCAUUGUUCGGUCCGGCGGAGCCAUGAGGGGCGAUCGAGGCAGAGGCCGUGGCGGACGCUUUGGUUCCAGGGGAGGCCCUGGCAGUGGGUUCCGGCCCUUUGUGCCGCACAUCCCCUUUGAUUUCUAUGUCUGUGAAAUGGCUUUCCCACGUGUAAAACCUGCCGCAGAUGAGACUGCGUUCAGCGAAGCCUUGCUGAAGAGAAACCAGGACCUUGCUCCAACUGCUGCUGAACAGGCUUCUAUUCUUUCUCUGGUAACUAAAAUAAACAACGUGAUUGAUAAUCUAAUUGUAGCACCAGGAACUUUUGAAGUGCAAAUUGAGGAGGUUCGCCAGGUAGGCUCCUACAAGAAGGGCACCAUGACAACCGGGCACAAUGUGGCUGAUCUGGUUGUGAUUCUGAAGAUCUUACCCACACUGGAAGCUGUGGCAGCCUUGGGAAACAAAGUAGUGGAAAGCCUGAGAGCACAGGAUCCCAGUGAAGUCCUGACCAUGUUGACCAAUGAGACUGGCUUUGAGAUCAGCUCGGCUGAUGCAACAGUGAAGAUCCUUAUCACCACAGUGCCUCCCAAUCUCCGCAAACUGGAUCCAGAACUGCACUUGGAUAUCAAAGUGCUGCAAAGUGCUCUGGCUGCCAUCAGACAUGCUCGCUGGUUUGAAGAGAAUGCUUCUCAGUCCACAGUGAAGGUCUUAAUCCGGCUGCUGAAAGACUUGAGAAUUCGAUUCCCUGGUUUCGAGCCCCUCACUCCAUGGAUUCUCGACUUGCUGGGGCACUAUGCUGUGAUGAACAAUCCCACCAGGCAGCCCCUGGCUCUGAACAUCGCUUACAGGCGCUGCCUUCAGAUCCUAGCUGCGGGGCUCUUCCUCCCUGGGUCUGUUGGUAUCACUGAUCCCUGUGAGAGUGGGAACUUCAGAGUCCACACGGUUAUGACCCUUGAACAGCAGGACAUGGUGUGCUACACAGCGCAGACACUCGUCCGGAUCCUCUCUCACGGAGGUUACAGGAAAAUCCUCGGCCAAGAGGGUGACGCCAGCUAUCUGGCUUCUGAAAUGUCCACGUGGGACGGAGUGAUAGUGACGCCUUCCGAGAAGGCUUAUGAAAAGCCCCCAGAGAAGAAAGAAGGAGAAGAGGAGGAAGAGAAUCAAGAAGAAACUGCUACAGGCGAGGAGGAGGAAAGUAUGGAGACUCAAGAGUGACUUGCCCAGUUUGACUCCCUACCUCUGAACAUUGCUGGCUGAGGCAAGUGAAGAACCACACCAAGAACUUAGUGAACAUGAUGAGCUGAUGUGAUCCAUUCCUUGUAUUUGUCUUGUUUUUUAUAGGUUGAUAUUAAACUGCUCCCUGUUUUGAA